This is a messenger RNA of Aplysia californica (California sea hare), 1128 nucleotides long. Its product is annotated as NADH-quinone oxidoreductase subunit I. Gene Ontology annotation, biological process: mitochondrial electron transport, NADH to ubiquinone; mitochondrial respiratory chain complex I assembly. The transcript is spliced from 6 exons. The record is from RefSeq and is a predicted model, not a curated record. NCBI's taxonomy places the organism in Eukaryota, Metazoa, Mollusca, Gastropoda, Aplysiida, Aplysiidae. Gene Ontology annotation, cellular component: membrane. Bases 69 to 695 code for a protein of 208 amino acids. Gene Ontology annotation, molecular function: 4 iron, 4 sulfur cluster binding; NADH dehydrogenase activity.
CGGACAUUUUCGGUAAAAAUAUUUUGUAAGCGUCGGAAGUUGUGGUAGCGAAGACGGCGAAUGUCAAAAUGGCGACAUUGAAGGUUUUCUGUGCUCGGUCAAACCUUCAAGGUUUACUGAGGAGUGCUAUCCGUCCUGUGUGCGCCACACAGCAACACAGAAACCACUUCAUUCAAGUUGGCCAAAAGGAAAAAUCCCUGGAAUGGAGUCCCAUCAUGGAUAGAGCAGCCACGUCUGUCUUCUGGAAUGAACUCUUCAGAGGUCUUGGCAUCACUUUUGGUAUGGUCCUGAAGGAGCCAGCCACCAUCAACUAUCCUUUCGAGAAGGGCCCUCUGAGCCCACGGUUCCGUGGGGAGCACGCUCUGCGCCGCUACCCGUCGGGGGAGGAGCGUUGUAUCGCCUGCAAACUGUGCGAAGCCAUCUGUCCUGCUCAGGCUAUCACAAUUGAAGCAGAGCCCCGUGCCGAUGGCAGCAGACGUACGACUCGUUACGACAUCGACAUGACCAAGUGUAUCUACUGUGGUUUCUGCCAGGAAGCAUGCCCCGUGGAUGCCAUUGUGGAGGGCCCGAAUUUCGAGUACUCAACAGAGACGCGUGAGGAACUGUUGUACAACAAAGAGAAACUUCUCAGCAACGGAGACAAGUGGGAACCCGAGAUAGCCGCCAACCUUCAGGCCGACUACCUCUACAGAUGAAAACAGUUGCUGUCUUGUCUAGAGGUCUUUGUACAUAUUCUCUCUAUGUUUUUGUGUACGAAUGCAAAUUCUCUGAUGUAUGGAACACACCAGGUCUCUGAAAAUUUACAGUGUUGGAUCGGUUUUGAUCUUAAUGGUUUGCAAUUUUUUUAAAUCAUCCGAGCUUGUAGUGUAGAUGAUGUUCUGGAUUUGCACCUUGUUCAUGUACCAGACAUCUGUUUCAUGUUUCCAUUGAUAGAUGUAAAACGUGUGUUGCCAAGAAGAAAGAAAGUUCAUGCCAAGACUUGAGAAUCUACUAGGGGGGCAAAGGUGUAAAUCUCUGAGGGAACCUCAAUGUUGGGAAGUGCAGAAAGGCUGCAGAGUUUGUGUUUGUGCUAAGCUCUGUUGUGAUACUGAGAAUGUAUUGAACAGGAAAAUAAACUCAUUAAUAAUA